This is a messenger RNA of Malassezia pachydermatis, 1705 nucleotides long. RefSeq lists its product as hypothetical. The transcript has a single exon. Lineage: Eukaryota; Fungi; Basidiomycota; Malasseziomycetes; Malasseziales; Malasseziaceae. The record is from RefSeq and is a predicted model, not a curated record. The annotation marks the transcript as partial.
AUGGACCUCUCGCAUGCCCGACCGCCUUCGCAGCAGCAGUUCUUUGCGAGUCAGGCACGGCUCAGCUUGGUGCCGUCGAGCACAUCGCCUCGGAUGACGUUCAAGAGUACUGACCUUCGAAGUGCGUUGCAUCUACAUGAGGCACAUACGCGCAAAGUUUAUAUGGAAGGAUACCUGCUUGUUCGUCAUACCCUGGCUGUGGAUGGUCAACCUGACCACCGCGCCGAUCACUUUUCUACAUGGACCGAGUGCUAUGUACAGCUUUACGGGACGACUCUCAGCAUCUGGGACGCCCAUGCGCUCGACGUGGCAGCCCAAGAGCAGCGGGACGUAGUGCCCACGUUUAUUAAUGUUAUGGAUGCAUUGGUCGACUAUGUCGGCAUGCAUGUGGAUACCACCCUGCUCGAGCCACAAAAGCGUCAGACACUGUACCAUGUAUUCGCUGUCAACUCAGCAGGGAGCAACAAGAUCCUCUUUGGCUUCCAUGUUCCCCCGCCCUGUGAUCCUACGAAAGUCGAGCAGCGGCUAUCGCCCAAGAACGAACGUCACCCCGAGCACCGUCCUGUGGUGGAAUGGUUCCAGCUGGGGAACAGGUACCUGCAGACAUGGAUCAAUGCGAUCCGUCUCUCUUCCUGGGAGCGUACACGUCUGGAUGAAAUUUACACAGGCGCGCUCAUCCGUGCCCGACUGAGUGCCGUGCGCAAUACGGAUAGCGUGAAAAUCGAAGACUUGGAGAUUCGUUCUCCUUUGGUGCGUGGACAGCAUGAAGGCUGGGUACGUGCACGUUUCAUGGGCUCGACUGAGUGGCGGCGAUGCUGGGUGGUCUUGCGUUCUCACUGGUCCGACGAGGAUCACACGUCGAGUGGAUUGAAGCGGUUCUUACGGUUCGGUGAGCGUGGCUCUCGGUUUUCUUUGCAUAGCCCCAUGCACGACACGCAAUCCAUGAUGCCGCCAACGCCGCCGCAGGGCGUGAUUGCGUCCCCAGCGGUGGCCUACUUUUAUGAUACCAAACGUAGUCGACAGCCCUUUGCGAGUCUAUGGCAUGUCCGACAUGUUUAUGCUGUCUACCCAUCGCGAGCUGACUUGGUCGAAGAUUCUGUGCUUUUCAAGGCGGAAGGGUCCUUACCGCAAUCCCGUAUUGUCUCUGCUACGCACCGACCCCGCACCUCCGGCUGGGUUAUGUUCAUGCCUGACCUGCCGCCGCAGUCUGUGCGCGGUGCGAAUGCUGAAAUGAUGAAAUGGGUCAUUGCGAUGAUGGAUGCAUUCCGCUUGUAUGGUCGUCCGGAACGCUUUGUAUGGGAUCCUCGUCACCCCGACUCGCCGUUCUUUGCGUACCCCAUUGGGCCGUACAAAGACCAUUUGUUCCUGGACCGCACAUUGGCAGAGUACUUGGACAUCACAGUGGAAGACCAUGUGGCGACACGUCAAAUGCUCCACGAUCUGAUGGCCGCGCGAAUGCGUGGUGAAAAUACGACAAUGCUACCUGCUUUGCCGGACAUCCCGCGGUACCCGUCGCAGCCUACGGUCGCCCAGGCAGAGGUCCCUACGCAGGAGGUUGUGCCAUCAGAUGAGGUGCCUACCACGGAGACGGCGCAGGAGCCCGUGUACGAUACGACGAAUGCCCCUGCUGAGGAAGCGUGGUCGAUCCCGACGUCGACAACUGUGCCUCCGGACGUGGCAAGUUCUACGCCUGACGCUGUCACAG